Molecule: messenger RNA, 969 nt
Organism: Closterium sp. NIES-65
Lineage: Eukaryota; Viridiplantae; Streptophyta; Zygnematophyceae; Desmidiales; Closteriaceae
Source: the annotation of a GenBank genome assembly
AUGAAGACGCCAGAGGAGAUACAAGCGGAGGAGGUGGCUCGUCUACUAGACCCGCGGCGGCUGACGCUGCUGAUAGCAGGCAUGGCGACUCUGGUGGCCAGCAACCUGUGUGUGAACCUCAUAGGGCGCCACACGCGCGAGUGGACCAAGCCGCGAGAGCAGCGCGCCAUCAUGGUGCUGGUCGGACUCGCGCCUGUCGUUGCCCUCGACUCCUACUUUGGACUGGCGGAGAUGCCGGGGUAUGAGUGGCAGGUGGCGCUGCUACAUCUCCUCAAGGACUGCUAUGUUGCAUAUGGAAUGUCGGAGUUCCUAGCUCUGCUCUCAGCUUUGCUCAAAGUGCCUCUCCGGCCCUCCGCCCCUCUCCCUCACACGUCCUCUCACCGCCGCAUGUUGCAGCACUCCUUCCCCUUCUCUCUUUUCCUGCGGCCCGAAGUGAGGGCAAAUCGAGCAACCCUCAACCUCCUUGUCCAGUGGAUCCGCCAGUUCAUACUGCUCCUCCCCACCCUCUCCCUCCUCUCCUUCCUCCUCCACCUCCAAACCUCCCUCUUCCGCGAAUACCUCCCACUCCCUUCCCAAAUCCACUCAUCCCUCUCAUGGCUCAUCACUCUCUCCCACCACGGGUCACUCUAUCUCGCCGCGUACGCCCUCCUCCUCCUUUACCACACCUUCGAGCAUCCGUUUCUACCGUUUAGUGCCCUGAGCAAGUUCCUAUGCCUGGUGCCGCUGGUUUUCCUGCCCUACUGGCAAAAUGUGCUGGUGGAUGUGCUGGUGGGGUAUGGGAGGAUUCAGGCGAGCCAGCUACCGUAUACGCCGAAGAAUUUGCAGCGGGCAGUCGGUCACUUCCUGGUUUGUUGUGAAAUGCUUCCGGCUGCCGUCGCCCUGUGUUAUGCGUUUCCGGAAUCGGAGUAUAGCGCGGAGAGCAGGCAGAGAGAGGAUGGAGAGGAUGAGGUGGGAGAAGAUCGAGAUUGA